AGGUACGCGUUAGACACAGUGAAUUUAUAAGAUAGUUUAAAUUUUCUGAAAAUGUAUUUGUUAUGCCGCAGUUACAGUUGAAAUAACAGUAAAUGGUAUUUCACAGGAGAAGGAUUAAUUAUUUCAGGGUUUUGCCUCUUUGUUUAAGAGAUAAUUAGCAUAGGCUUCAAAAUGUUUACACUUGAAAACGAGUAUUACAUCAGGUUUAUACUGCUGCUAGUAAAGGGCGGUACCGAAGUGCUCAGGAAAGUAGUCAUUAAAGGACUUCAGAAACGAAAUGUAAAACUCGAGACGUUCCUGGAAGAGAACAGAUCUACAAUAUGCAACUCGAAUCUCAUUUCAAAGAUCCAACGGGAUAUUUUAUACCCACCUUCACCAGAUUCAACUGACAUAUCCAAAUGGGACAUUUCUCUUUUAUCGUUCAUAAUUCUUGAAUUUUUGAAGUCAUAUUUCACUGCUGGUGAUAUAUCAUCGGUGGUAAAGCUAAGAGAUAUGCAAGAUAUGGUUUCCGCCCACCAAGCCGACGCUGCUAUAGAUGGAAGAGAAUUUACAACAAUUUGGAGUGAUCUGUCUGUAACUAUCACAGUAUUAUGUCAUGCAAUGGAACUGAAUGAUAAUGAAAAGGACUUUUUGAUGAAACUAGUGAGCAGUAUUGCUAGCGCUGAUCUUGAUAUGAAUGAGGCAGUCAAAGAACUUAAAAUGUUAAAAGACACAGGUGAAUUUCUGAAAGGCAUUCAAACAAGUCUUACGAAUCUUGAGUAUUUAGAAUCUGCGAAACAGUCGCAAUCGGCACUGGAGACGUCAGUGAGUGCUUUAAAUGAAGAUGAUUCAGGUCAUUUGACAGAAAAAAUGGACCGUGUACAGCUGACAGACACAGAUGAAAGUAAAGAUGUUAUCGAUGAUGACGCUACUUGUACCGCGGUAAAGGACAGCAAUACAUCAAACUCGGAUACUGACACUGAAAGUACUAAAAUGGGAGAUGAAAAAGAAAUAGCUGAGAGUGCUGUGCCUGAAUUAUCGGAAAUUAAAGGAAAGAAAAAGAAAAGAAAGAAAAAUAAAAGGAAGCAUAAAAAGGACACAGAUGCUAAGCGACAAAAGCUUCAGACAGAAAUAGACAAGGAUGAAGAGAUUGUAAAUAAGCACGGACAAUAUGUGCGGGAAGACGGAUUUGAACUUUCCCAGACGACAUCAAACGCUGAUAAGUCGUUGAAUCCAAAACAACAUGCCGGUAUGGUAUUUGGUACGGGGAAAUCAACGAAGACGCAACAUUCUGAAAACCCACCCGAAAUGCGUGCUACUCAUCAGUGUAGUCUGUUUGAAGGUGACAUUAAAAAUGAUAAAUCAUUAGAAACAAAAAAUGAUGAUGAUAAAAAUAGAUCCAGUAAGAACCAAGAAAAACAAGCACAAAAGGGUGUUCAUUCGGAAGCUGAAACACUGGACAAACUCAACAAUGAUGCACAGUAUACGGCAAGUCAAGCAACGAAAUCUGACAAAGAUGGGACUGAUGUUGACGGCGGCUACAAAACUAAGAGGGAAACCAGAAGUAAAACGAAAACACCAGCUGAGAGACCCAAUUCUAAACCACGUGGCAAAGAUCCUAAACGUACUCCUGACGAAAGUAAACGUACAUCAGACAGAAUAUCGAUUGAUACUGAAGAAAUGAUUAAAGUACAGUUUCAUGUCUUGAUAUCACCAGACUUUAACUUUGAUAACAAUAUGGACAAAGUUGUAAUACGGCUGAAAUAUUCGGAUGACCGUCAACCUUACAGACAUCAAAUGGAUUUUGUCAGGGAACUAACUUCAGGAUACAUAGAAAUGACUUACAUACUUGAUGUGCCGCAGAAUCAAGUAACUGGAGAUAGCAAACUAUGUUAUAAGUAUUUCGUACUAGAUAAAAAUUCCCCACAAAAGCAAGGAAAAAAGAAUGGUCUAUGGGAACACUAUUUCGUCAAAGGGCGUUCAGGUCCUUUGUUUGAUAGAAAUCUCCAUGUACCGCGGGACAAAGUAGAUUCGAAAACAUCAACAAUUUGGCAUCAGUUUGAUGGUAUCGCAAACAGAAAAAGUGAUAAAGGCAUAUUCGUGAAUUUGAUAAAUGACCAUGUAUUGCGAAAUCUAAAGCUACAAGAUGAUGCUAAUCUAGCUAUGCAGGUAUUUGGAGAGCAAGUUAUCCAACCCGUUUUAAGUGCGGGCUUGUCUGCUUCUGCCGCCAUUCUUAAUGUAGGGGAGAUGACUGAAAGUCUGAUUCACGGGCUGUGGAAGACCUACGUUAAUGACGGGCAAUGUUUUAAAUCAAAGGAUGAAAUGAAAAAAGAACUUGGUAAAUAUUUAUUUGAUCCAGUACUCAGUGUCUUUACAAGACUGCCUGAACGUCAAACACAAGAAACGGACAAGCAAUGGAAACGGCGAUUGAUAGUACAGCUGACAUUAUUGACCAUUUGGAAGGAGAUGAAGUUAGACAUAUCCAUGAGUACUUCUCAGCAACUGUGUAAAUCAUUCCUUAUAGCAAACAGCUCAGACAAAAAGACAUGCAAAGAGUUUGAGUUUAUAAAACAAACAUUUCCCACAAAAAUAGAGUUCUUUAAAGAAGCGUUGGUAACCCUGGGGAAAUUGACCACAGAGCAGUCAAAAGAUCCCUCCUGGCUGUAUACAAUGCCUUUGAUACAUUUUUUAUCUGGAGCUUGCAACCAAUUGAAUAAAAACACUAGACACGAUGACACUUUGCCGAAGUGGUGGGGCACCAUGCAUAGGGUGCAAGAUACUAUUGCAAAAUUUAAGGCGCAUCAACACAAAAGAUGGGAAAUACCUCUUCUGGAGGUUAUACAAACACUGCAACCGUUGUUUGUUGUUGACUUUUUGCUACCAAGAACAAUUAUGGCAUGUCUCAAUGUGUCAGAGGUCUUUGAUGCCAUUUCUACAGGGAUGAUUCCAGUAGAAAUAUGCUGUGCAACACUUGUUUACUUCUUGAAAACCAAAGGAUCUUCAGGCUGGUUUGGAGGCGACGGCGAAGGAGAUGUCAUUUCAAAAUGCAUGCAGACUCUUGUUGAACAGCUUACUCAGGGAGAUAAUGGUAGCUCAGAUAGGGAACUCUCUAAGUCAUGGUUUCUUCCAACGAAGAUUUCUUUAGAUCUAGUCCAACAGGCACUUAAAAUAAAACGGUAUGAUAUCGCCAGAAACAGUAUCCGUGUGUUUCUGAUAUGUGCUUCAAAUUAUGUCCGCCUAAAGGAACACCGACCAGCUGAUCAAUAUACACGACAGGAAGUCAUGAAAGAUGUUGAAAAUCUUUGUCAGAAAACAUUAAGGUGGCUAAAGGACAAUUAUUGUCAUUGGUAUGGAAACUUGACAGAAAGUAUUAUGGUAUGGAACGAAUGCAUGGUGUCAGGUGACCUGAUUUUACAGGAACUCGAAGAGUUUUGGAAUAUGUCACUGUCUCAUGACUUGGCUAGGAAUUUAACUGCCUUUAUUCACUACAAGAGAGACAACGCGGAAAAGAUCAUAAAGCUAUACUGCAAGACAUUUGAUAGCUACAAACCAUAUAUGCAAAAUUGCCUUCAUGAAACAGCAAUUAAGGCAAUAGACGGCGCAUACAAUAUAGAUGUUGGAUAUUUUGAUCAAUAUGAGCGGGGUAGAUAUGGAACGCUUCUCUCUACAAUGUUUCACGCUAAUUGGUCAAAGAUAAUGCAAAAUGUAUCUGAUGUCAGUGAUAGAAACUUUUUGAAGCAAAUACUUGAGUGGCAACCUUUCCUCCGAUUCAUGAAAAUAUUAGUCGUACAAAAACAAUCGUAUCUACUGGACGACGAGUGCGAAGGAAAUUUGAUGGUGACAUUAGCAAUAGUUCAAUCACUAGUUGAAAGCCUCUUAAAGGGUUCCUUGAGGAUUGGAGAUUUGCAGAUUAUGCAUGAAUAUGCUGAAACUUUUGCUGACAUAGCAUCACGCGUGAAAAUGGAUGACGAGGGAACCGAAAUCACAAAAGAAAUGAUACUUACUGGAAUAAAAAUUCGAAAGAAGGAACUAGAUAUGUUUCUAUCCAGAGCUGAAAUGAUUGUUUCUUUGGCUUUCUUAUGUACACCGCUUAGCCGAGUUCAGAUUUCGACUUUUGACGAAGUGCUGAUUAAGCAAGCAACGAUUGAGAAUCAUACCCUGAAUGAAUUCUGCCAACCAGUUAAAAUUGAUUGCGUAGAAAAAAUCGACGACGACUAUCUACCAGAGCUAAUUGUUUUCAGGUUACCUGCAAGCAUAGAUGCCAUUUUACAGAAGAUGCAUUUGUGUAGAAAAAGUUCCGUAUUUCUUAAAAUGUGGAAAACUCAAUGCGAAAAAUGCGAUGGAGACUGUACGUCUCUUGUUGAUGUUUCCAAAGUGUGGAAGCCAGUGUAUGAAAGGUUGGAAAAGGUUUUACGCGAAAUUGAAAGCGGAAAGAUACUUUUCUGUCAGUUUGAAGAGCUUUUAGGCAGUAAUUGUGGAGAAGACUAUGAACAGAUUGUAAAUGAACUAAGAAUAUUACAAAUAAAGCAAGAUAUAAUUGAAACACGUGUUGAGCAAUUGAAAAAAUACAGAUAUCUGGAGACGUGCAAGAGUGGAGCACAGUCAUUGUUACGUCUGAAAAGCGAGUGUAACCUCGAGGGUGAUUUUGAACAAAUAGAACUUAUAGCCGAUGAUGCCAGAGAAAACAUUGAAAUGGAACAGUUUGACGAUUCGCUUAUGGAUGCUUGCGAAUUCCUUAAGGACUUUAGCCGUAGUAGAGCUGCCUGUUUAAACACAUUUUUGAACUGUCAGCCGUUGGUACAGUGGCUGAAGGAAUCAAUGCAUACAUCGGGGCUCAAAGAACUGCAGGUAUUUGUUGACUUGGCAUCAAUGUCUAUUGGAGAUAAUCCAUACAAUAUAGGCAAGGUACAGGCAUUACACUCAGCAGUGACAGGAUAUGCACCACUCAUAUUUGACCUAAGAGAGGAGUGUGGCUUCAAGGAGCUACUAGACCUAUGCAAAUUGGUAUGGAGGGAAUUGAAAGCAAAUCCAAAACUUCCAAAACAAUUAGAAGACACAAAUAGUCAAAUAGAAUGGCUUACAGAGAUAAAGAAUGCACAUGGGGUUGUAGAAGUUACGUCGAUGAUGCAGACUGAAGCCAUCAAUACCAAUGGAACUUUCAUUAUCGGACGACAAGCACUCCAAGACAAAGAAGAAUCAAACACCCUCCAUGACUAUUUAAUGUCUGUUGCUGACACAGUCAAAUUGAUAGUACCUGGAGAGCUGGGAAAAAGGAAGAAAAGGAACUACACAUUUUCGGAAUUACAAGAUUUACAGAGUAGACUCAUGUUAGUUGCAGGGAAAGCUGACACAGGCACAGAAAGUGUAGAACGAUUUACCAUGAUAUUUGACAGUAUAACAAGACUCGGCAAAGUGUUCGUGAAACUGCAUACGUCGGGCUGUGUUUUGUUUAAAGACUGGUCUGCACGCUUUAUUUGUGAUCCUGAUCCAGCUCGACCUGUGUGCGCUACAAUUACCUUCGGUCAAGGUGACGAGGUCCAACAACUGAAAGGAAGAAGGACUGUUAAUGAAGAUUUAAAAGAUAUGAUACCAAAGAUUGCAAGAUUUAUGGAACUUUGCCAUGAAACAUGGCUGCAACAUAUCAAUGACAAACGCUGGACACACACGCACCUAAACUAUUUUACUGUCGACCAGCUUGUAAUUUUACAACGGGAACUAGUGAAAUUCGGGACAGAUGAUAAGCCUUCUCAUUUAAUUUAUCCGCUGUUGUCUGCUGUCAAGAAAGGCUGUACAGAAGAUGAUAUUCAACAAGCCAUAUUGUCUGCCAAGAAUGUGAUUGGCUGGGAAGAUGAAAUGGAGACCGAUGACGAUAAAGAAAUGGAUACUCCUGGAUUAGAGAAAAAUGAAGACAUCGUUGAAGACGAAAGGAAAAUGACGUUCAUACGUAAUCUUGUUGACGCAGGACAGGAAGAGGCUGUGGCAAUAAAAGCUUUGGCUCAUGUUGAUGAUUUAGAUGAUUUUAAUCAAGGAAUAUUGUGGUGUAUUGAACACGGCGAUUCUGAUAUGUCAGAUGAAGAUGAUAUGAGCGAAGGUGAAAACACUACAAUCAAAUCUGAUCUUCAGAGGUCUUUCGAAGGAUGGAGCAAGUCAGAAGUUUCUAUGCAGUCCAUAAUAAAUGCCAAUUUAUCUUGUUUGGGACAGCACAGCAACAUUGGUGUUGAACCUCUGAUACAUGACUUGCAACAACUAUGGAACCGUUUCCUUACGUCCAUAUCAUCUAACAUUAGGGACUAUCUGAGCAUCGAACACCUUGGAAUAAUUCUCCAACAGCUGGCUUUUAGUGAUUUGGAAAUGAUAGACAGAUCAUUACCACCAGGGAUCAAAGAAAGCAUUCCGAAUCUUCUCGUAUGUCCAAAAGAUGAUGUCCUUGUGACCGCACUGUCAGUAUACAUGAUGGAUAAAGGCCAGCCGUUGCCGCAAUCGGACGAAAUAUUGAUGUGUACUUCAAGAACAACAGUUCAGGAGGUGGAUAUAUUCUGGAGAAGAGCCUUAUUUGGUGGAGGCAAGAAAAUUCACUGCCUGUUACAUGCCGAUUAUCUUGAGUACGAAGUAAGUGAAGUGUCAGAGAGACUUCUGAAAGACUAUCUUCUAGAAAUCAGACAUAAAGCAGAUGUUAGUUAUCGUCUGUGUGUAAUAUGCGGACAAGAGAAUGAAUAUCGGUCAACAAUGGUGUCAUUUUUGGAUAAGUACAGAACACAAGCUCCACCAGUCAACAAAGAGAAGCUUAAGGUGGACAUAGCAGAUAGACUAGCUGUGCAUAAUUCAGAUUAUGCAUUCAAACCUGCAGCUUUUGUUGAUAGCGAUAGAUCCACAGUGCGAAUAAUAAAGUCAUGGCGUGCAGGUGUUGGGAAAACGCUUUUCAAAAGAAAGAAGUCGAAGGAAUUGUUAUCUUUAAAUGAUGACAGUGUGUCGACGGAUAUAGUUACUAUCCCAUUACAAGAGAAGCAUGUUGAUAUUCACUAUGUAAUAGAACGGCUGUUGAACCACACAUCAAUGCCCGGAGAUCAGGCUGUUAAAUUGUUCCACAUUGAUAUAUCUCAUGAGGUACAAGAAGGCAUCGAUUAUUUGCUGUUCAAUUUGCUGAUUCUUGGAUGCCUGGUGGAUAAAACGGGAUAUGUUUGGAGAAAGUUAGAUACAGAUUUGUAUUUAAUUGAAACAAUGCCAAUAAUGACACCAAUUGCAGAGAAACAGGAAUUGGGAUAUCACUGUAUUCAUCCGAUGCUGGCAUUCCUGCCAGACAUAACAUGCAGAUCACCACAAGAGAGCCUUGAGAUAUACAAGGGGGAGAUGUUACAGGAUCAUCAAAAAACUGAUCAACUAUUUGACGAGAAUGAAUUUCUUAGCGAGAAGUAUCAAAGGCCGUUCCAGUAUCUCCUCCGACUAACAAAGAAAACCAGUCUUGAAAAUGUUCACCCGGAUCGUCCGGAAGGAAAUCAACGGACGUGUCUAGAAAUUCUGCUAAGGUACUGUGGUAUUCAAGAUCCAUCUUGGUCAGAGCUCCACCAUUUCGUCUGGUUCCUGAACACGCAGUUAGUCGAUUUCAAAGAAAACGAUUUUGUGAGUGGUGCAGCCGCUGAUGUUCUACCCGGUUUUUCAACAUUUGUCCUGCGAUUUCUCAUUCAAAUGUCUAAAGACUUUUCAACGAGGUCGCUUUACAUCAGCGAGGAAUCUCCUGGCCUUACACAGUGCCAAAAUGAAGUGAUGGAAACCGACGAUGAAGAAACUGAUGAUAUAAUUAAAUUAUAUCAGAUGAGAAGAACUUGGGAGAGCAGUCCUCAUCCAUAUUUGUUCUUCAACUGGGAUAGAUUAACCUUCACUUUUCUUGGAUUCAAUAUUCAAAAGGCGUCUGGAAAUCUUAUUGAUCAGCAGACUGGAAAUGUCCUUGAAGAGUCUAUAAUGCAGAGCAAUCUGUACGAAGCUCUCGAGAGGAACCAUGUCCCACUCCAAGAACAUUUCAACUUGAUUCCUAGAGAGGAAAAGAUAAAGAAAUUGCGAGGUGUUAUGGGCAAACCAUCGUCAGAGGACCCGGACGACACUUACGAGCUGACAACUGAUAAUGCGAAAAAAAUUCUGGCGAUCUACAUGAGAUUUAGAUGUGACAUUCCUGUCAUUAUAAUGGGAGAGACAGGUUGUGGGAAAACGCGUUUGGUCAAAUUUUUGUGUGGAUUACAAAUACCGAAAGGAGAAGAUAUUACAAACAUGGUUUUAAUGAAGGUUCAUGGAGGAACGACAAGCAAAGAUAUAAUCCAAAAAGUUCGAAAGGCUGAAGCUCUGGCGAAAUCAAAUAUGGAAAAAUACGGGAAACACAUGUAUACAGUGCUUUUCUUCGACGAAGCGAAUUCUACACAAGCCAUAGGUCUUAUUAAAGAAAUAAUGUGCGACAAAAGUAUGGAGGGAGAGAAAUUACAAAUAUGUGUAAAUCUGAAGAUAGUUGCGGCUUGUAAUCCGUAUAGAAAACAUUCGGAGGAACUAAUCAAGAAGUUGGAACAAGCAGGACUUGGGUACCACGUUGAUGCCGAUGAGACGAUAGACAGACUUGGCCGUGUCCCAAUGAGACGUCUGGUAUACAGAGUUCAACCAUUGCCCCAGAGUUUGCUUCCCCUAGUGUGGGAUUUUGGUCAGCUAAAUACACAAGUAGAAGACUUGUAUAUCCAGCAGAUGGUCAAGAGACAUAUCGUUGCGGAAGAGCUCCCUGAUAUCACAGGACUAAAAGAAGCCAUAAGUGCCAUACUCACGGCAUCUCAGGAUUAUAUGAGGCAGCAGAAGGAUGAGUGCAGUUUUGUAUCUUUACGAGACGUUGAACGUGUAUUGACGGUGAUGAGUUGGUUUUACAAGCAAAGUCAGAAUGAAAGAUUAUUAUACAAUCUAAUGGAUGAAAAACUAAACAUCCAAGUGGACACAGACGAGGAAAGUGACACUGAUGAUGAUGUUAUAGAAGAGGAAACAGAUGUUCAGACGCCACACAGAGUCGAUGAUAUCACACGGUCUUUGAUUCUGGCAUUGGGAGUUUGUUACCACGCAUGUUUAAAGACUCGAGAACAAUAUCGGGAUUACAUUGCUUCUUAUUUUCAACAACCAUGUAAAUUACCAGGAGGAAGUCAGCAAAUUUUCAACGAAAUAGACUGCUGUCAAGAUGUCUUCCUAGAUCAAGUAGACCUGGCUAAAAACAUUGCUCGUAACAUGGCAUUGAAAGAAAACGUAUUCAUGAUGGUCGUAUGUAUAGAGCUACGCAUUCCACUUUUCCUUAUCGGCAAACCAGGGAGUUCGAAAUCAUUAGCAAAAACGAUCGUAUCGGAUGCAAUGCGCGGAAAUGCAGCGAAACGAGAACUUUUCAGAGGAAUGAAACAAGCUCAGAUGGCAUCUUUCCAAUGUAGUCCACUGUCUACACCUGAUGGCAUUGUCGGAACAUUUAAGCAGUGCGCUAGAUUUCAAAGAGAUAAAAAUUUAGACACCUUUGUCUCAGUUGUUGUGCUUGAUGAAGUUGGGCUCGCUGAAGAUAGUCCUAGGAUGCCCUUAAAGACCCUACAUCCGCUUCUAGAAGAUGGUUGCCACGGAGAAGAAAAGCCUGAUGAAUACGAAGAGGUCUUAAAUGCAGAUACGGAGGACGAAGAACAUGAACAAUAUCAAAUGGCCUUGCAUCCCCGUCCAGAGGACGGUCUUUUACAGGAAGAUAAACCUAAGAAAUACAAAAAGGUUGCUUUUAUCGGAAUAUCAAACUGGGCUCUAGAUCCAGCUAAAAUGAACAGAGGUAUUGUAGUGCAAAGAGAGGUCCCUGAUAUUGAAGAACUGAUCAAUAGUGCUCGUGGUAUAUGCAGUACCGACGAAGAGAUACUGAGCCAGAUGGAGCACUUGAUUCAACCAAUGGCUGUUUCCUAUCUUGAGUUAUUUAAUACUGCAUCUGAAAAAACGCGGGAGUUUUUUGGUCUUAGGGACUUCUACAGGUACUCCAAUCAGCUCUAG
Messenger RNA from Mercenaria mercenaria, 9999 nucleotides. RefSeq names its product E3 ubiquitin-protein ligase rnf213-alpha-like. The transcript has 52 exons. The coding region runs from base 172 to 9999 and encodes 3275 amino acids. NCBI's taxonomy places the organism in Eukaryota, Metazoa, Mollusca, Bivalvia, Venerida, Veneridae. The record is from RefSeq and is a predicted model, not a curated record. Gene Ontology annotation, molecular function: ubiquitin-protein transferase activity; ATP hydrolysis activity.